AAUGUCUGAAAAUGAUGUUAUAUUAGUAACAUCAUCCUAUGAUCAUACAUUUAUAUUUUGGGAUGCUACAACAGGACAAUAAAAAGAGGAUAUAAAUUAUGGGGAAAAAGUGAUUGUGAACAGAAUUGACAUAUCUUAAGACAAGAAACAUUUGGCUGCAGGUGGCAAUUUUUUUGCUUGUUAUUAUGAUGUGAUCUCUUAAAAGAAAGUGCCUGUUUAUGUUUAUGAUGGAUAUAAGAAUAAUAUAACAGGAAUAGGAUUUUUAAAGGAUAGCAAUUUCUUUUAUACUUGUUCUGAAGAUGGAUUUAUUAGAAUCCAUGACCUUAGAUCAAAUAGUAUAUAAGUAUAAUAAUUAUUUAGAUCUAUCAAGAGAAUACUAGGAAAAAGAGCCAUUAAAUACAAUAUGUUUGCAUCCAAAUGAGACAGAAUUGAUUGUUGGAGAUUAAAUGGGAAAUGUGAAAAUAUAUGAUUUCUAAUAAAAUAAGGUGAGAUUAAAAUUAUCACCUUGUCCUGAAGUUGGUAUUAGAUCUAUAUCGAUUGCCUAUAAUGCUAGUCAGAUUGUUGCUGCUGAUUCAUAAGGACAAUGUCAUACAUAUAUGAUGAAUAACAUGGAUCUUACAGAAUAGAGUUUAUUAUAUAAAUUUGAAGCACAUCAAGAUUACAUACUUAAAGCUUCAAUAUCUGCAGAUUUAAGGUAUUUAGCUACAUGUAGUGCUGAUAAAACAGUUAAAUUAUGGACUUUGAAUGAGAAAAAUUUAGGUAAUGACAAGUAUCCAAAAUGGGAAUUGUUUUCAACACUAUAUGGUAAUUAAUAUUAAAAGAUUAUUUUAUAGGUCAUGGUAAAUGGGUAUGGGAUUGUGCAUUUUCUUGUGAUUCAGAAUAUAUCAUUACAGCUUCAUCAGACUUAACUACAAAAAUAUGGCAAACUGAUAGUGCUGCUGUGCUAAGAACUUUAAAGGGACAUAAAUAGGCUGUUACUAGUUUGUCAAUUAAUGAUAUUGCAAUUGACUGA
Messenger RNA from Paramecium pentaurelia, 1012 nucleotides. NCBI's taxonomy places the organism in Eukaryota, Ciliophora, Oligohymenophorea, Peniculida, Parameciidae. The record is from the annotation of a GenBank genome assembly.